AUGCCAUUUCCAUUCGUACUUCCUACAACUUCCUCCUUCUCCUUUUCAAAAUAUUUCAGUAGCGACUCCCAUCCAUCGUUACCACUUUCCGCAAGUACAUACCGUGGUGUGCUUCGAGAUAAUCUCAAAAGACAUAAACGACUUCCACCAAGCGAGCAAUCAGCGAAUCUGGGAAAUAUCAUACUCAGUUUGAAUAACUACAUCCCUUACCUCUUAGCACUCGACGCUGGAUUAGGAAAUCAACCUGUUGCUGGAGAGGAAUUGGACGUGGUUCUCAAAUCAACUCCGACUUUAGAAUGGCGGCCGACUAUUUCAGACAAAGCCAUACCUGGCCGCGAAGGCAUGAGACUCAAGAUCAAGUCUUUGGAGUAUGAGAUAUACUUUGCUCUUUCAACGUUUGCUUAUGCCCAAACUCUCCUCGCUCGCGCCUCGUUACACCCCCUAUACUCCUCAGCAUCUGCAUCGCCUAGUACCGAACAGAGAACUCUAGCUAUCACAACUGCAACAAAACAUCUCAUGUCUGCAGCUUCAGUUCAUGACUACCUCUCCACCCGCUCAGAUCAGGUAUCCUCAGAUCCACCUUGUGUAGACAUCACCAAAUCCGCCUUUCGGGCCCUCUCAUCUCUAGCAAUGGCGGAAGCAACCCUCCUAGCAGUCCUCAAAGACGACCCAUACCCAGCAGUCGUCGCCCAAGACAGAAACUCAAAUGACAAAGAAUGGAUGAUCCGAGCCCCUGAUAUCCCACAAGUCCGCGCCCAUCUCUUCGCGCGCCUCUGUCUCGCCGCUGCUGAACACGCUUCAAACGCCUACUCCCUCCUAAACGGCACCGGCAAAGUCGACACCGAACUCCUAAAAUACAUCUCCGACCUCCGAAAGACUGGACGAGGAAAAGCAUGUCGCUUCUUCGGCAUCGACGCCGAACUAGGCGGGCAAACGGGGAAUGGUAUCGCGUGGCUGCAAGCUGGGCUGCAUGAGCUCGGCUAUUCCUCGACGUCAAGUGAGGGAAGUAAAAAACGGUUUGGGUUUGGGAAAUUCAAGAAAGGGUGGGAAGAGAAGAGGGAAGAUAAGAAAAUCGAACGAGGAACGGCGUGGGGUGCUGAUGCGGGGAGACUGGAGGAAAGUAGGGUAAUCGAUAUGUUGUCGAGGAAAUGGAAUAAAAUGAACGACACCAUAAACACACAAGCCAUCCCUCCCUUCCAUCAACUCAUGGCAGCCAUGCCCUCCGGCCGUGAAAUCUACACGCUUAAAAUGUAUGUCCCGCCGACCCUGGAACCGGCGCUGCUAGAGGGCAUGCGCGCCCCGCCUGAUCGGGUGGAUGAUUAUGGAGGCGAGAGUUCGGAGGAGGGGGAGGGUGAGAGGGAGGUUGUUGGGGCGUUUCCGGUGGAGGGGGAGGAUGGGGGGAGAAGUUAUUACUAA
Messenger RNA from Glarea lozoyensis ATCC 20868, 1416 nucleotides. RefSeq lists its product as uncharacterized. Lineage: Eukaryota; Fungi; Ascomycota; Leotiomycetes; Helotiales; Helotiaceae. The record is from RefSeq and is a predicted model, not a curated record. The transcript has 2 exons. Bases 1 to 1416 code for a protein of 471 amino acids. Gene Ontology annotation, biological process: cellular response to pH. Gene Ontology annotation, cellular component: plasma membrane.